AUGACGAAUGUAAUGGAAUCUGUUUUGGAGUUAGCAAAUGCUACGGUAGAUUGGGUAACAUUGGCAUUUAAUGCUCCUUUUGCUCGAGCUGUCGUUUUUGGAGUGCACAUUGGUGGGCAUCUGUUUGUGGAGGGUCUUCUUCUAGUGGUUAUUCUCUUCCUACUUUCUCAGAAAAGUUAUAAGCCUCCUAAACGGCCUUUAACAAAGAAGUUUGAAUAG
Messenger RNA from Thlaspi arvense, 219 nucleotides. The record is from the annotation of a GenBank genome assembly. Lineage: Eukaryota; Viridiplantae; Streptophyta; Magnoliopsida; Brassicales; Brassicaceae.